Molecule: messenger RNA, 659 nt
Organism: Drosophila persimilis
Lineage: Eukaryota; Metazoa; Arthropoda; Insecta; Diptera; Drosophilidae
Exons: 2
Coding region: 28-579 (183 amino acids)
Biological process (GO): vacuolar proton-transporting V-type ATPase complex assembly
Source: RefSeq, a predicted model, not a curated record
UCCCCUCAGGAUCUUCCCAGACUGGAAAUGGCAACGUCCUUAGAGAAAUCCCAGGCGGAAGUCCUGCUGAAUGAAUUGCAGCACCUGGUCUACUUCGUGGUCGUGUUCCUGCUCUGUCCCCUUCUGAUCUUCUGCGGCUUCAAGUACGUGCUCCUGGGCACCAGCCACCUGAAUGCGGACAUCGGCUCGGGUGUGGCCACUGUGAUCGUGAUGCAUAUCCUGAUCGCCGUCUACAUGUUCCGCCUGAUCUUCCAGCAGGAGUUCUCGCGCAUGGAGCAGAUCGAAACGCUGUCCGAGUGGGAGAACAUCCUGCCCCAGCAGGCCCAGAAGCAGCAUCCCGUUCUCGUUGUUCUCCUGCUGAUGUUCUACUGCUCGUUGAUCAUCGGCUUCCCUGUUGUCACGUUCUUCGCUCUGAAGUUUGUGGUCCUGAAGAAUCUCUUUCUCAUCGGCAACAUGGAUGCCGAUAUCAUAUCGGCUAUUGGGGCCGUCAUUGCCGUCCACCUAGCAGUUGGGCUGUUCAUCUAUAGGGUGUACUAUACCACCACUUCGGGGAACAGUGCCAAUGCCAAGAAAAUUUGAUGGAACAUCCUAUCCCCUAUUCCUCUAAUGAUCUUCAAAUUUAUUACUACAUGAUGCCUCAGAGCUCUCCAAUUAAAGUA